Molecule: messenger RNA, 8986 nt
Organism: Bactrocera neohumeralis
Lineage: Eukaryota; Metazoa; Arthropoda; Insecta; Diptera; Tephritidae
Gene: Octbeta3R
Product: octopamine receptor beta-3R
Exons: 10
Coding region: 1710-6173 (1487 amino acids)
Biological process (GO): adenylate cyclase-activating adrenergic receptor signaling pathway
Cellular component (GO): membrane
Molecular function (GO): octopamine receptor activity
Source: RefSeq, a predicted model, not a curated record
AGGAUAUCGAAGUGAACGGUUCGCACGUCGCACGUCCAAUGGUGGAAUGUGGAAAGUGUGAGCUUUAGGUGCACAACGAGCUACGACUACAAAGAGUGAGGGAAAAGUGAACGACAAACAGACGCGUCACAACCGCAGACACUUUGUCAAGCGUAACGAUUAUUAAAGGCUUUCACAAAAACCGAACGAAAAGCCGAUAUUGAAAAACGUUUAAACAAAAAGUGAAAGCUCAUCGUCACCACAUUUACGUGGCGCAGCCAAUUUUGCUGGCAUUAACACGUUGGCGGCACAGCCGCCGCGGAGGCGGUGAAGCUGGCGAAGCACCAGCGUUGAAACCAAAAAAGAAAUUCGAAAGACUUUAAAGUUAAUAAAUAUACACAAGCCAUACACAUUAGUAUUCUCCAGAGUAGCCGCACGUGUGAAUAUGGGCGCUGACAAUGUAGGGGAGGUGGUGGUUGUGGAUGUUGUUCGCAGGUGAACAAUAAAUGUCAAGUACACACAUACAAAGUGUGCGCUUGCUGCAAACAAUGAAACAAAAGCACUUAACAAAGUGAAACAUCUAAAGUGAACUAGAAGACAGGAGCAAGUGUGUGUGACAGGAUGCAGAACUUAGCAGUGUAACGGUGAAUAGGAGAAAGCAACCUCUACAAAGACUGCGGCGAAGUUAGCGAGAAAAUCCUCAGCAGAUUUUUGCUGGCGUUUAAUUAAAAACGGAUAAUCAGUAUUUGACGACGUCGACAAGUGACUUAUUUGCAGAUUUUGCCGUCGACAAAUACAAGGGGCCCAAGCGGCUGAAGAGGUGGGUGAGCCGAAACUCAGCAGCAGUUAGUGGUGAAUGUUGUUGGCGACUGUGUCCUCGAUGGCUCACCCGAACUUAAACUGUGUUUCAUUGAACUUGGCAGGCACGAGGUGAUUUGUGAUUGACAGCCGGAGGAAAAGGGUGGUGAAAAUCUGUUGAUCAACAUUAUUAUGCUUCAAAGAAAUCAACAAAAGUUGCAACAACAAAAGCAGAAGUUUUGAAGGCUAAAACUGUUGCUGACCAAGCUACCUAGCAACAAAGCUUGCAACUUGGGUGACAAUGACAUUAUUGGAUUGUUGGAUGCAGCAAAAAUUCCUGAUGACUACCACCGUAUGGACACUAUUGAACCUGCAAUUGCAAUUGUCACAUCUACUGCAACAGAAAGUGAGAAUAUCAAUGCCUUUGAGACGUGAAGCAACGACCGAAGGGCUGAAAGAUAAAUUGCUGACCCAAAAUACACUCAAUGCCAUUUUCACUCCUGAAGACAACAACAAAACCAGCACUAACACCAAUUUUCAACUGAAAACAAGAACAACAGCUGAUUUCGGCAGAGGCAGCCAACAAAAAGUAAAUGGGAACUAAAUAGAAGAAAUAAAUUGAACCAAAUGAGGACUCAAAUAUAGAAAGCAAAGUUAUCCAGUAAAUUUAAGGUGGAGAAAUUGAUGCUAUAUGGCAAUUAAACCUGCAAUCAAUCGUGGUGCUGAGUACGACAGUCCAAAAAAGUAUAGAAAUCACAAAACAACAAUAAAAACGACAACAAUAUCCUGGAUAUAAACCCCCUCAAUUCCUCCACCAACACAAUCACAGGCCACAAACAGUACUAUCACUGACAGUUUCAACCUCAAAGCCAACAGUAAAGGCGAAACGGAAGCGUUAGCACGAGAGAUCAACGGCCUAUGAUAGACGCACGAUGUGCACGAACGUUGCAGCUAAGCCGGCGAACAGCAGUAGCAGCAACAACAGUAGCAAAGAGAGCAAUAACAAAGAGAUCAACAACAAUAUCCGCCACACAUACAGCGGUAGCCGACGCAAUAGCGUAGCGACAACAAUCGCAGCCAGCUUGGCCGUCAUCACCUACCUCGGCCACCCAGCCGCAUCGCAAGAAUUCACUGCUCCAUCAGCGGCAAGUGCAGCGACCACCCACCGGGAAUCUCGCAAUAUCAGCGAUUACGCGACGACUGAAAUACCAGCGGCAGCGGCGAUUGCAAAUCAUACAGUAAUUGCGGUGAAUUUCGAUUCGACUUCAGCUGGAAGAGAAACAACGCCAGCGUCUGCCAGUACCCCUGCCGACAUAGACACAUCCUCGCCAACGACCGUCAAAAGAAACGCGAUAUAUAGCAGCGCAAAUGCCUAUGUGUCUGCAGCGACGUCAACAGCAACGGCGACAGUGCUGGCUACCACCAUCGGCGAAGCAGAAGCGACUUUCAACGCAUUGGUGUACAACGACACCUUCACAGAGAGUUACAAUGGCAGCAUAUACAGCAACAAUAAAAGCAGCGACGAUGUCAACUUAACGGUACUCAACAUCACCGAUAUCGUUUCGCAAAACAACAGGGAUAAAUGGUUAAGUCUGUCGAUAUUCAUUGUGAAAGGCUUCAUAUUCGCUUUGAUUAUCUCAGCAGCGGUGCUGGGCAAUGCCUUGGUCAUCAUUUCGGUGCGCCGCAAUCGCAAAUUACGCGUUAUCACGAAUUAUUUCGUCGUCUCGUUGGCCAUGGCAGACAUGUUGGUGGCGUUGUGUGCGAUGACAUUUAAUGCGACGGUGGAGCUCUCCGACGGCAAAUGGAUGUUCGGCCGGUUCAUGUGCAACGUGUACAACAGCCUGGAUGUAUACUUUUCCACGGCGAGUAUUUUGCAUUUAUGCUGUAUCUCCGUCGAUCGAUAUUUCGCCAUCGUCCGCCCGCUCGAGUAUCCACUGUAUAUGACGACUCAUACAGUUUACUUUAUGCUCGCGAACGUGUGGAUACUCCCGGCACUUAUAUCGUUCACACCCAUCUUCCUGGGUUGGUAUACGACAGCUGAGCAUAAGCGGGAAAUCUUGUUGCAUCCGGAUCAGUGCUCAUUUGUGGUCAACAAGGCGUACGCAAUCAUUUCGAGUUCAGUCAGCUUCUGGAUACCAGGCAUCGUGAUGCUCUGCAUGUAUUGGCGCAUAUACAAAGAAGCGGUGCGACAAAGGAAAGCUCUAAGCCGUACAAGUUCGAAUAUUCUGUUGAACAGUGUACACAUGGGCCACACCCAAUCGACCAACCUCAAUUAUUUGCACCCAAGCGAUUGCGAACUAAGCGCUACGAUAGCGCGCGAGGAGACACAUAGCGCGAUCAGCAAUUUAGAGGAUAUACUGCCACAAACAACAGAUGAAGAUGAUGAAAAAGAUGAUUGUGAUGAAUUGCGAGUGCCAGCUCCGCCGCGUCGUCUCAGCCGCAGUAGCAUCGAUUUGCGGGACCUGGAGCAAGAACGGUACGAGAGAGUCACACACACCGACAGCGCUCCAUCAAUGAUCGCACUACAUCAUGCCGCACAACAACAACCAAAUGGUGAGGCCACGACCCUUAACCCUCAUAUUUGGACAGAAGGGCUUGGGGAGCUACAGCAAUCCGUUUGCAUUACGAAACGGUCCGCCUCUCCAAUUAAUUCUAAUCAGAACUCGCCGAAACAAUCGCCCAGCCAACAACAAAGUUUCAGCAGUAAGCAGUCUCUACAGGUGAGACAAAAAUUUUUGGAUUCAGAGCAAUAUCAACAGGUAUUUGGCAUGAUGAGUGAUGAUAGUGAGACCACCGACUAUUGCGACAAUAUAAUCCAAUUGGGAGUGAAGCAGCAGCAGUUACAGGCUCCAGCAACAUGCUUGCCAAUCGCAGAGGAUAAUAAAGAACUAAAGCGCCUCAUCGAAGACAGUUAUUUGUAUUUUAAGAAGCAAACGAAUAUGCAGAUUGGCGCUGAACCAAGCGAGCAACAAGAGACCGCUGGAAAUCGGAAAUUCCCGGCGCAUAGCGAAAGUGAUUUUAUCAAGAUGAAAAACGGUCGCAAUCGCAGUCGUAGUAGUGGCGGCAGUGAAGGCAAUGCCAAAAAACCGUGUGCUCUAAGUGAUUCUGAGUUCCUCAAGACAUUGGCUGACUCCACAAAUAAGCGAAAACAACUGGAAUCACUCACAGAAGGCGUUGUGAAAGAAGAUAAAAACAAAGUAAGAGACAAGGGCUUUACAUUUAAAGGUUUGUUAGCGAAAACGAAACGAUCAAGCACAGAAUGUUUUUCCAUCGAAAAGAAGCGCCACCAAGCCACGUCUGAAGAGAUACGCAGCAAUCGUGCACAACUAUUUCGACGGUCACGCAAUCGCAAGCUGUCACAUAGUUACAACGGAGGCAUGAGCCGGAAACAGGAGAUACAUUCGCGCCAACACAGUGACACUGAUUCCGAGGCCGGUUUCAUCUAUUAUUCGUACACUAUGGGGGAGAGUCAGGAGAGUUCGGCUACACGCUACAACACUCCUGACAUUUUACUCGAUAUCAAUGUGUUAAACGAACAAACGGAUGACUCUAUAAAAGACAAUAUUUCAGUUCGAACACACGAGUUCGAGAUAACUACGUCUCCACAUGAACAUAAUGGCUCAGUACAAUUAAUUGACUUGGGAGAUUCUCACGAAGUAGCUUAUAGCGGCUCAGACGACUUCUCACAAUACACCGACUGUCUUACUGAGUCCCCACAUAUACCAGCUACACCGCCACCGUCACUGUCGCCUUCCUCAUUAACCGAAGCUAUAGUUCCUGAUCAACCCAUUAAAUGCGCCAUUGAACUGCCGGAGAAAAGCAAUAUUCUCAUUACCUCGCGCACUGACCUGGUCGAGCUCUUCCGCUCUCUUAGUUUUCCCAUUGCAGAGCUAGGGACUACCACAAUCGAUUCGCCACACCGAAGGUUCCUUUCGUCGUCCAACUCUACCGAAUCCAAGUCAGGAAAGUCAGCAAAUCAGAUUAAACAGCGACUCAGCACACUCAGUGAUCAAGUUUUAGUGACAAAGAAUAGCACUAACUUUCUCAUGUCCCCACCGACAACACCAAACUUCAAUUCCGCACAAAAUCUACCGACAACAAAGGCUAAUGCCUUCUCAAGCGCGCUAAGUAACACAGUAAAUGUCUACUUUCUCUCACCACCACCAACAGCAACUCUGCAACCGUUCCCGAACAACUCACCAACAAGCAAUCCCUUCACCAGUGACACGACCACAUUAUCCUUGGACGUACUUACCUCAUUGUCAGUGCCGACGUCUCAGAGUCAACAAGCCUUGGCCGUGCACGCAACACCACCACAAGUGUCGCAAUGCAAGUCGCCAAAACCAGAAAUUAUACUAGACUCUACACUCUCGCCCACUUCGUUGCACAGCGGCAGUAAUGGCGACAUCGACGGUGGUGAUGGUGGCCUACUCACCAGCGAUGAGAAAGACUUGACUUCACCGUUAUUCAAACGUCACGACAGCGAGCCAGAAACAACAUCCACAACAAUACGUCAUCGCCCCAGCAUACUAGCAGGAGGCGGAGCUUAUAACGGCAGCAACGGUCAAUCAAUACGCAAACGUCAGGCGUCGGUGGUGACGUAUGAUGUCAAUGUCAUUAAUUUUUCACAGGACAACAGUGAUAGCCGCAGCUACAUACCAAUGGGUCGAGUAUCGACCAGCUCAGCAAAGCCGCAGCGGCCAACAGAAGUCGAUUUCUCGCAAAAGUCGUCACUCAAACGACGCGGCGGAAUCUGCAUAUUUGUCGAUGAGGAAGAGGCCAUUAAUAUGAUUGAACAAAAGACUGGUAGUGGCAACCAAGCCAAGUGCAUCACCUUCGAUACUGUGAACGUCGGCUACGAGAGCACCGAUAUGGCCAACGCGAAAGUCAAUAAGGCGGCCGUUAAGUGCCAAUUAUGCGGCGCCAAUACGAGGCCGCAAUUGCGUUUACCAGUUCCCGGCGGUCAGGGACAGGGUCACAGUCGAAGCGACAAACGUUUUUGGCACACGAAUCGUUGGUGGCACAAACGCAAGAACCGCCAGCGAAGGUCGGAGGAAUGCCAGUGCGGCGCUACCGGCGGCUCGGUGCGACCGACGAAAGGCUGGAAGGCUGAACACAAAGCUGCGCGGACCUUGGGUAUCAUAAUGGGUGUGUUCCUGCUUUGCUGGCUGCCAUUCUUCCUGUGGUAUGUAAUAACUUCUCUGUGCGGUGCGGCCUGCCCUUGUCCGGAUGUAGUCGUCGUGGUGCUUUUCUGGAUCGGCUACUUCAACUCCACACUGAACCCGCUGAUCUACGCCUAUUUUAACCGGGACUUUCGCGAAGCCUUCCGCAAUACACUGGAAUGUGUGAUUCCGUGUUUGCGCAAGCGCAACCCCUACGACGCCUACUACGUGUAGUACGCCAAAGUGGCGAGUGCUCAUGCAAAAAUGUAGUAAGUUUGUGUUCCUUGUCCAUGGUACACCACCUGCUCACAGGCAUAGCAGCGUGUGUACCAUGGAAAAUUUGUAGUGUAAUAUCAGCAGCUCGUGCUUCUUUCUACCUUACUCAGCAAACGAGAGCACUUCAAACAGUUUAUGUGAUAUGAAUUUGUAAGUUAAAGUUAGCGAAAACAUCAUUAUGUUAAAUUCCAUGUACGGCCGAAUGAGCCACACAUACAUACUGCAGAAUAGACCAAUGGACGUUGAAUAAGUAUGUACUUAAUUAUAUUUAGCGAAUUAUGUAUUUGAACUUGAGCAAACAUGUGCGAUCGCACGCGUAGAUAGCAUCACCUCAUAACACUUAGAAAAAGAUAAAUUUUGAAUUUAGUAUUAAAAUGUGCAUAUAUAUGUGUUAAAUUGAUGUACAUACCAUCAGAUGUGCUAGUUAAAUAGAUAUGUAGUCAAAAAGCAAUACUUGUAUAAACUAUCCAAGCGGAUCUUGUUUAAAUAUCGUAUGUAAUAUGCAUUAUGAAUAUGAGUUUAGUUAUAAAAAUAUACUUUAUUUGAUAUUUAUGAAAAUAAAAAACUAGGUUAGGUCGAAUGAUAGAUCUGCAAAGGAAAAGUGAUAGUAUAUAGAUUGCCGAGUUAAUGUGCGUUCCUCAUUCGUUUAGCAAAACCAAAUCUACAAAGUGGAAAUUUCGCUGCUUUCGCGCGAAAAUAGAAUAAAGGGGGUUCCCACCAUUCUCAAAUAACUGUUUCCUUUGACAUUUCUUACAUUUUCAAAGGUUUCCAUAUGCACUAUUCUCCCAAGUAUUCUACAAAAGAGGCUCUUGAGUGCUUUCGGCUAUAACCGCGUAAGCGGUGUCUACGCUAGUAAAGAAGAAGAUUCUACAAAGGAAUUCUCUGUGGAAAAUUUGUGUAACUGCCGUUCGGAAAGGAAUUAGCCGAUUGACGCGGUAGAUGAGUGGCGAAGCGCUUUGAAGUUAUUGGCAAAUACGGGUAUUUUGUAAUCCCUCUUACCUACGCACACAAAUUAUAGGUAUUUAGGAUUCCUGCAGUGAAAUGAACCAGUUGGUAACAAUAUAACUGAAAAGCAAGAAUCACAGUAUUGUCGUAAAAGCGAUGUUUGACUGUAAUUUUUGAAAUGUUGAUCUCCUCAACUCCAAACAUCUAAUAACACGGUAUUCCAUUUGCACCCCACAUAGCUUUCUGAAAUGGUUUUAUGAGGUUAACUUAUUGAUUGCUUUAGAUGGACUUAAACUAGAAUACCUAUUGUACAAGUACUUAUUAUAUUGGGUAGUCGAAAAAGUCUUUUCGUAUUUUGUCAUACCAUAUAGUGUCGGAAAUGUGCGAUUUUACGCUUCAUUUAACCAAAAAAAUUAAAUUCGGGGGAGUUGAAAAAAAGUUACAGCUGUUCAAAAAUGAAUGAAAAUAAUGAAGAAAUUCGCUAUAUUUUGAAAUUUUUGUAUAAAAAAAGGGAAAAAUGCCACACAAGCCGCCAAUGAAGUUUGUGAAUUUCGAAAUUUCGAUUUACACUGAUGGAAUAAUGUCUCUAGCGACAAAAUGGCAAAAAGUGGUCGACCAAAAUGGUACAAACUUGUUUAUUUAUUUAUUUAUCACUAUAAAUAUAAAAAAAUAAGUUGAAGUUUAAUUAGAAAUACGAAAAGACUUUUUCGGCUACCCAAUACUUUAAUGGCUAGAAAUUUUAUUUAACUUUUCUUUAUAUAUAUUUAAUCGGUGUUCAAAAAUUGUUGAAUAAUUGCAAAAAUCCGUUGGCCUCGGACCAGUUCAUUUUCGAUUCGUGUUUUUCCUAACUAGUUCGUUGCUUCACCGCAGGGAUUUAGGACACAGGUCGGGGGAAUUGUACAAAAAAGUAGUGGAUCUGCAGAAUGUUGGUAGUUAAAUAUUAAAUGUAUUAUACAGAGUUACAAAAUAAAGUAUUAAAUGUCCCGCAAUGAGCUGAUGGCAUAUUGCGAAACCAAAGUUGCAUAUAAAUAUUUAAUAUUUAAGUGGAUGUGUUAGAAAUAUUACUGUUUACAUGUGUUUCGAUAUAUCUACUAUAAUUAAAUACCAUCAGAUAGACCAAAAAAUUAUUUAUAUCAAUAACUGAGCAAAUUCAAGUAUUUAGUGAUUGCGGCAGAGCAGAAACGUUAUCGAUUGCGUAACCAAAUUGUAUUUUCAUGUAAAUUUAAGUUACGAGUAAGCUUGCUUAACCUAGAAAACAAUUAGAUACUCAAGCGUCGAGAAUCUUAAAAAAUCAAGCAUAAAGACAAUCCUCAAAAUGGCAAAAAAAAUACUGAUGAGGUUAUAUUGAAUUUUUUUAUUUGAAUAAGUGUGUGUGCGUAUGUGUUUUACUGGUGAACAACGGUGCAAGCAAAAAUUAUAAAUUCGCGCGUUAAACGAAGAAUAACUUUGCCAUCUUACGUUUUCAAUCCUUGGCACAAAUUACGGUAACCUGAUCUUGGCUUAACAUACAAAUUUAAAUGUUUUAUUUCGGUUUGUACCACAUUUUUAAGUGCACACUACCUUUUGUGAUAUUUAUACAUUUAAUUUAUGAAAAUAGAAUAUGGAAAUUCCAGUAUAUGGACAAGCUUAUGUGAAUGGUGAUCGAAAGAGCUAUGUUGAAAGAAACUAUAAACAUUAUUUAAUAUACUGCUUAUGAACUCAAUUAGCAACAGGCAUUUUGUAAUGUACAAGAAAAGUGGAAAAUUUUGCAACUUGUUAAAACAUAAAUGUUUUUUUGCAAAAUAACCCAAGAGCAGCUAAUAAAAAAUAUUUUGAAUGAAAAAAUA